Molecule: messenger RNA, 2952 nt
Organism: Harmonia axyridis
Lineage: Eukaryota; Metazoa; Arthropoda; Insecta; Coleoptera; Coccinellidae
Exons: 10
Coding region: 909-1568 (219 amino acids)
Source: RefSeq, a predicted model, not a curated record
AGAAGAAGUUCUAUUAUGGAUCAAGACUAGAAAUUGCUGAAAAUCUUGAAGAUAUUAAGAUAGUGUUUAACAUACUUCUGAUCACUGAUAAGAGACUAUUUAUGAAUGAAUGCCUCAAUGCAAGGGAUCUGAGUCUGAGAUACAGAAAUCUGGGGAGGCAUGCAAUUGAUCACCAUAUAAUAUACUACGCUUCACUUUGAGUUCAUCCACACCUCUGAGCACCUGAUGAGCGAAUUGUACAAAAACGAUGAGGCACUUUUGGGAUUUGAGCGAUGGAAUACAUAUUGUGACAUGGUUGAUGUCUAGCAAUAAGCUACUGGACGGUAUGGUUAAUUGUAUGGCUUCAUUGAUUUCGACUGGAAUUGGAGAAAUAUAAGAUGGGGAAAUAGACAUCUUUCAACUUGAAAUCGGAAGAGAAAGAAAUCAAAAUCCAUUUGAUGCUACCCAAAAACUCCCAAAAGGUUAUUACUUCUGGAAAGCCAUCUUCAACAUCGAAGAGCACAACUGGAAACAUGAAGGUAUGGUUAAUUGUAUGGCUCCAUUGAUUUCGACUGGAACUGGAGAGGAAUAAGAAGAGAAGGAAAUCAAAAUCCAUUUGAUGCCACCAGAAAACUCCUAAAAGGGUAUGGUUAAUUGUAUGCCUUCAUUGAUUUCGACUGGAACUGGAGACGAAUAAGAUGGAGAGACAUAUUUCCACUUGAAAUCGGAAGAGAAAGAAAUCAAAAUCCAUUUGAUGCUACCCGAAAACUUCCAAAAGGGUAUGGUUAAUUGUAUGGCUUCAUUGAUUUCGACUGGAACUGGAGAUGAAUAAGAUGGAGAAAUAGACAUCUUUCUACUUGAAAUCGAAAGAGAAAGAAAUCAAAAUCCAUUUGAAAAAGCUCCCAAAAGGAAAAGGACUUAACGACAAAAUGGAGAAAUGGAGAAGUGGUUCCCGAAGAGCUCUCGAAAGAAACAAAAAGGCGACGAGAUCUGGUGCAUCCGCUUCAAAAACUAAAAAGUACAUUUACCACGAUCAAAUAGAUCUUUUGAGGAAAAUUUUUGAUACGAGGGCGACUGAAGAUUCGAUGGCAAGUGAAAAUAGUGAUCAGGAAAGCUACGUUGAAAGUGUAGAAGGUGAGCAUGAGGAUCAACAGCAGUUCUCCAGAGAUGAAGGAUCUUCAAAUCUGGAAAGUGUUCGUCAUUCAACAAAAAAAAAAAAACAAUCCUCUACAAGCCAACCUGAACAAUUUGAGCUCAAAUUAAUGGAGAUGGUUCAAAAUCCGAACCGUCACAUAGCUUUCAUUCAAGGACUUUUGCCCACACUUGAAAAUUUCGAUGACGAUGAAGUCUUGGAAUUUCAAACUGGCGUUCUUCAGUUGGCCCAAAGAAUAAAAUCCAAAAGAAAAAAUAAAGCUAGUUCAACUCCAGAUCCGUCUUUCCAUCCAAAUCAGACCAUUCAGUAUUAUGGAUGUGGAGAGCCCAGUACUUCUCGAGAACGUUACUACUCGAAUUCGAUGGCAAGAACUCCGAACGCUACUUCCGUAAACAUGCAAGAUGAUUACAGCCCUAGAUCCCCCUCUCCCAAUUGAACCGAUACAACACUCCCGCCUCCAUUUGAAAGUCCAUUUCCACAUGAUAUGAUACCAUAAUGAAUGAUUUCAUGUGUGGUUGCAAGUAGACGUGAUCUGUAGCCAUUCCGAUAAUUAAGAAAUCAUCGAAGUAAAUUUCGUACAUACAUAUCCAAAAUUAUAAAGUAUGCGUUUUACGAGGGAACAAAUGGGUGAAAUCAAGUUGGGGGUCAAAGCAGUCCUUAAUGAUAUCCUGGGAAAGAUUUUCUACAAAAAGUUAUAGAAAAAGUAAGCAUCGCUUUCGAGCUAAAACUAGAAGCAAAACUGAAAGAAAAGGAAGAAGUUCAUCAGAAAGAGAUGAAAAAGUUGGAGGAAAAAGUUGGCACUCUGAAACAGCACUCCAGAAGACAAAAUUUGAGGAUAUAUGGGGUCAAAGAAGUUCACGGAAGAAGCCCAUUGAAAGACUUCAAUAGUACUAUGUUGAAGUUAUCUAUUCAGCAUAAGUCUCCAACUGAAUGUUAUCGAAUAGGACAUUUCAAACCUGAAGGAAAACCACGACCUAUCUUCGUGAAAUUGUCUAAUUAUGAAGAAAAGGUUGAAAUAAUGAAAAACCGAAGAAAACUCAAAGGCCUUAUAAUCCACAUCAAGAAAGACCUGACAAAAACCAGAAUUGAAAUAAUGAACAAAGCAUCAGAAAAAUAUGGUUUCAAAAAUGAAUGGAGCCUGAAUGGGAGAAUAUUUGGCAUCAUAAACGGGAUAAAAACUGAAAUCAAAACAAUGGACACCUUAUCUGAUUGAAAAUGGAAGAAUGCUAUUGAUCACCAUAUAAUAUACUAUGCACCGUCUCCAUUUUGAGUUCAUCCACACCUCUGAGCACCUGAUAAACCAGUUGUACAAGAACGAUAAGGCAAUAUUGGGAUUUGAGCGAUGGAAUACAUAUUUUGACAUGGUUGAUGGAAAUCAAUAGGCUACUGGAUGGAUCACCAAAAAAAUACGCAGAAAAAAUGGAGAAGUCAUUCAUUUCCUUGGAAGUUGAAACUCGGAAUCUCAGCUUCAAUCCAGACAAAAGUCCAUCUUCUUGGGUUCCUAAGCAAAGCGUGAAUUCUGUAAUUUUGAUUUUGUUCAAUUUGAUAAUUAUUGUCAACUAAGGGAUUACGUAUUGGUACUUUUAUGGAGAACGUUAUGCCCAGUUGUUUGGAAACCUGAAAAUUUCAACAAAUUCUGUAAUUAUGAUUAUGUUUUUUGUAUUGGUAUUAUGGUCAUUCAGUGUUAAAAACGUAAGCGUGAAUAAGGGAAUUGACCUAAAUAUCUUGAAUGUUCUUUAUUCUUCUGCCAAGCUUUCGGAAUAUUUUAUUCCAUCAUUAGGGCUAAGAAUUUGAAAACUCGAAAAGAAUUAUAACAAUCG